ACUGAACCGCUGCUAGAGUCACUGAAGAGGAAAGACAAGACGAGUUCUGUUGCAGUUGAGUUAAAGGCUGCGAUGUCAGGUGUUUUCGUCUAACUUUUAGCUCGUCGGGGAAAAAGAAAGAUGCGGCGCUCUGGAGCUCCCAGCAAGCUCUUGGGUAAUGCAGUGAAAAAGUCUCGAUUUGUGCCACCUGGUGCAUGUACUUCACUUUCUGUGGCUCAAUCCAAGCCUUUGACCCCCAAACUUGGUUCAGGCAAUGCACUGGAUAAAGUCCAGAGAAGCCUUGCAACACCAGGUGCAAGUAAGACAGAGUUUAACGUCCAGCCUGAAGCUGCCCCAGCCUUGUCAAAGGUUCUGGCUCGUGUUCUCAGUGCAACUGAGAGUAAGGAAAAUGAGGCUGAGACAAAGCAUCAGAACCCUGGAUUAGGAGCCUCUGCUGAAGACUAUAAACCAGCAGGAGUGAAUGAUGGCCCUCCUGGGUCUCCCCAAACCCCUCAGCCUCCUGCAGGCUCAGACUCUGGCUGCAGUCAGGAUGGGGCGCGUUACUUCAGUGUGGUGUGGUGUAAGGCCAGCAAGAAGAAACAUAAGCGCUGGGAGGGAGACGCAGUGCUGGUGACAAGAGGACGCACAGUCACUCUUAAAGAUAUGGAGGGGAAGGAUAUCGGAAAGGGUAGUGGCUACAAGGUGUCGGAGCUGGCCUCGCUUUCCGAGGGAGAGACUCUCAUGAUUGGUGGGAAAGAGGUGGAGGUGAUGGGAGUCAUUUCUGCUGAGGACUUUGCCAAGGGGCGCUGUUUUCAGGAGGUCCAAACAGAGCGAGUGGAGUUAAACACAAAGUCUGCUCCACCACCCUCCUGCCGCUUGGCAUUCAAACCUUUUUGCCCUCCAACAAUGGUGGGCGGAGCGGGCCACAGAGAAACAAAACCAGAGGAGGAACAAAAUCGCAGACCUCGCCAUGACCCCCUCGCUCCAGGUGCACUGGUGAUGCCUCGCCCUUCCGCCAACCACCAGUGGUUAAAUAACAAGUCAGGGCUUCCUAUGGUCGAUGUUGUGCUUGACCCACACCUGACCACACACCUGCGACCGCACCAGAGGGAUGGCCUGCUCUUCCUCUACGAGUGUGUCAUGGGCAUGAGAGCUGCAGGUUGCUACGGUGCGAUCCUGGCCGACGAAAUGGGUCUGGGAAAGACUCUCCAGAGCGUGGCGCUGUCUUGGAUGUUGCUGAAGCAGGGACCUUAUGGUGGGAGGCCAGUUGCUAAGCGUGUGCUUGUGGUUACACCUGGCAGCCUGGUACAGAACUGGGCCGCAGAAUUCAACAAGUGGCUGGGCCGUGAGAGGAUCAGUGUUUUCACUGUGGAUCAGGACCACAGGAUAGAGCAGUUCGUUUUGUCCCCACUGCACACCGUUCUUGUGAUAAGCUAUGAAAUGCUGCUGCGCUGCCUGGAGCAGGUCCAGAAAGUUGAUUUUGGUCUUAUAAUCUGUGAUGAGGGUCACAGAUUAAAGAAUAGCAACAUCAAAACAUCAUCAGCCCUCAGCAGCCUCAAGUGUAAUCGCAGAGUCAUACUUACAGGCACUCCAGUUCAAAACGACCUGCAGGAGUUCUACGCCAUCAUUGAGUUUGUGAACCCUGGGAUUCUGGGCUCAUCGACUGCUUAUAGAAAAGUAUACGAGGAACCAAUCCUGCGCUCCAGACAGCCCUCAUGCACAGAGGAAGAGAGAGUUUUGGGAGAGGAGCGAGCGGCCGAGCUCUCUCGUCUGACUGGCAUGUUCAUCUUGAGGCGGACGCAGGAAAUCAUCAACCGCUACCUGCCUCCUCGCCUCGACUGGACGUUGUUUUGUGAGCCGUCCCCUCUGCAACGAGAGCUGUACAAGCACCUCCUCUGCCACAGAGUCUUCAGGGCCUGCCUUCAGGGCUCCACUCAAACCCACACACAUCUGGCUUGCAUCACCGCACUGAAAAAGCUCUGUAAUCACCCCGGACUGCUCCACGUCACUGUUAAGGAGAGGACAGAUGCUGGCUCUAUGGAGAGUUCAUUAUAUGAGGGGCUGGCAGAUCUCUUCCCAGAAUCCUAUUCUUCAGGAGGAUUCACCAUGGCUGACUCUGGAAAACUGCUGGUUCUUACGGACCUGCUUGCCGCCAUUAGACAGCUGAGCUCUUCAGACAGGGUGGUCGUAGUGUCAAACUACACUCGGACGCUAGACUUGCUCCAGGACCUGUGUGUACACAUGGGCUACACCUUCUGUCGGCUGGACGGACAUACCCCCACGAACCAGAGGCAGCGACUGGUCGACAGUUUCAACAGUCCCUAUUCUCAGAACUUCCUGUUUCUGCUGAGCUCUAAAGCAGGUGGGGUUGGGCUUAAUCUCAUUGGCGCUUCCCACCUGGUGCUAUACGACAUCGACUGGAACCCUGCCAACGACAUUCAGGCCAUGGCUCGGGUGUGGAGAGAUGGACAGAAGAAGACUGUGCACAUCUACCGUCUUCUCACUGCAGGCACCAUUGAGGAGCGUAUAUUUCAGCGACAGGUGUCCAAACAGGGACUCUCUGGAACCGUGGUUGACAUGGGGAAAGGGGCAGAGCACACGAGUUUCUCCACCAGUGACCUGCGAAAUCUUUUCAGCCUGACGGAGACACCCUGCCUGACUCAUGACCUGCUGAACUGUGGCUGCGGCAUGGAUGGCACACUCAGCGCUAUCACAGAGGAGGAGGAGCUGGUUUCCGAACGGCCCUGCCAGCUCGGUCGUCAAGGUGACCGUAAGGGGGCGACACAGAAGCAUCUCAGCAUGUCCGAGCUCAUGCAGUGGAGACAUUUCUCCGGUGACACACACUCCUUCUCUGACCCCUACCUCGAUCACGCGCGAAACAACAUCACUUUCGCCUUCCAGACCACCAUCUCUCACGCAACCCAGUAAACAACCAACUCGCGUGACGCACACUCGCAUAGCUUUCUGCACAAACCUCUUCAGGUCCUCUGGACUUUGUCAGCCUCGAUUUGACGUAUGAAUAACGCUCCACCACUGCUGCACGUUACGCUAUUUCCAGUAGUUUUAAAACCGCUUUGCUCAUGAGAUUCUGUAUUGCCCUAAAAUAUUCACCUUUUGUUUAUUUAUGCAAAAUAAUUCACUGUAAAAUUCUAUAACAUGAGCAUAAAUGAUUAAGAAAUGUUUAACAUUUGUCAGCGUUUGAAAAGUUCUUGCUGGUGGAAGAGGCGCAUAUAAAAUACAGAUUUAUAUCAUGGGUACGGCCAUUCAACAGACAUUUCUAUCCAAAGGAAUAUUUAUUAUGUCAUUGGUAGGAUUUAUGUUUCUGUGGGGUGCCCAGUGAAU
Molecule: messenger RNA, 3321 nt
Organism: Pundamilia nyererei
Lineage: Eukaryota; Metazoa; Chordata; Actinopteri; Cichliformes; Cichlidae
Gene: rad54b
Product: RAD54 homolog B
Exons: 16
Coding region: 121-2907 (928 amino acids)
Biological process (GO): reciprocal meiotic recombination; double-strand break repair via homologous recombination
Cellular component (GO): nucleus
Molecular function (GO): DNA translocase activity; ATP binding
Source: RefSeq, a predicted model, not a curated record